AAGAGGAAUAUAUUGUUUGUAUUUAACUGGCUGGGUAUACCACAGAGUCUAUUUGAUGGGCUGGUUCAGGUGUGCACCUUGCCGGUGGCAGCCAAUUAAGUUUCACUUGCGGUUGAAAUGCGUCAGGGCUCUUGCUGAGAUGAUAUGGACCAUUGGAUGGUGACGGAGGGUCUUUAUUGCGCGGAACCUGAAACGGCAGCUACUUCAUCUCGGGUCGCUCUCAAAGCCUGAGUCACCCACCAACUCCGCCAGGCACGGCCGCAAGAAGCAAACAGUUGGGCCAGAAGACAGAAUGGACAAACACGGUGGACUUUCCGAAAUAGGGGCUAGAACAAGACCCGAAAAACUGGCCACGUUUCACAGCGGUGUGUUUUCAUCUCUGAAAAGCCAAGAGAAAGCCCCACCUUUACCAUGAGCGACCAGUGCGGCGACCUGGCCGAAGUUGGUCAACCUUUCCCCGACCAGCUGGAGUUGAGAAACCUGCUCUUGUCCCGGAACCUGAGCUGCGGGGACUGGGACUACGACAUCUCCCGGUCUGAGAAGCAGGAUUUCACCGCAGACAGGACUUUCGGGGCGGCCAGGACAGUGGUCGGGGUGGCUCUGGUCUGCAUCAUGUUGGUCUGUGGCGUCGGCAAUUUCAUCUUCAUCGUCACGCUAGCCCGCUACAAGCAGCUCCGCAACCUGACCAACCUCCUGAUCGCCAAUCUGGCCGUCUCGGACCUCCUGGUGGCCGCUGUGUGCUGUCCCUUUGAGAUGGAUUAUUAUGUGAUCAAACAGCUUUCCUGGGAGCACGGUCACGUCCUCUGUGCUUCGGUCAACUAUCUCCGCACAGUCUCACUCUAUGUGUCCACAAAUGCCCUUCUGGCCAUUGCAAUAGAUCGAUAUUUAGCCAUUGUGCACCCGCUGAAACCCCGAAUGAAGUUCCAGACUGCCUAUGUGCUAAUUGGAGUAGUGUGGGUCGCCUCUCUGCUCAUGGCUAUCCCAUCCGCCUACUUCACUGCCGAAACCACCAUCCCACACACCAGGGCACAGAACAAGAUCUUCUGCGGGCAGAUCUGGCCAGCAGAGCAGCAAGUGUCCUAUAAAUCCUAUUUCCUCUUCAUCUUUGUCCUGCAGUUCUUGGGCCCCUCGCUCAGCAUGGCUCUCUGCUAUGUACAGAUCUCCAGGGAGCUUUGGUUUAAGAGUGUACCUGGUUUUCAGACUGAGCAGAUUCGGAAGAGGUUAAGGUGUAGGAGGAAGACUGUGUUAGUGCUCAUGGGCAUAUUGACUGUUUACAUCCUCUGCUGGGCUCCUUAUUACGGCUUCACCAUAGUCCGCGAUUUCUACCCCACGCUGGUUUUGAAACAAAAACACUACAUAACAGUCUUCUACAUGGUCGAGUGCAUUGCCAUGAGCAACAGCAUGAUCAAUACCAUGUUUUUUGUCACAGUUAAGAACAACACGAUGAAAUACUUUAAGAAAAUGCUUCUGCUGAGGUGGAAAACCACAUCUGGCGGGACCAGCAAAUCAGUCCAAGAGCAAGACCUGAGAACAACCGGGAUGCCAGGGUCAGAUGAGAUAAAUCAACUGCAACUCAAAUAGAAGCUCCUGAUGAUGUGAGGGUCUGGGAGCCUUAUUCACUUGCUGUAGUGUGUUCAGAAACGAGGGAUUUAAGACAACAGCCUCUGCCCUUGGAGCUUUGCCUUGUUCUUAUGGUUCAUUGUGCACAUUUCAAACCUCUUUGCCCAUUAUGUUGUAAAUACUGGACAAUUGCUGCUAGGAUCUAGUAUCAGUUACUUGGAAAGAAGUGUUGUAAUGUGUUGUGUUUAGUCUUGAAUUUCUCUUUCUUCCCCAGUGCGUAGCUAUUUCAUGACCAAAUUGCAAUUGUUAUUUAUUUAUAAUGGGAUGCACUGUCAAAUAUAGAAAGAUGAUUGCCCUUGCCAUUCCCAGUGCUUCAACUAAACGGAUUUGCCAUUUCCAUAAUUGUUUUCCGAAUCAGCAAACAUUGUAUAGAAUUAAAGGUUGAUAUGGUUAAAGCAAAAUUCAUGAAUAAAAUGAAUUAUAACAAGA
Molecule: messenger RNA, 2049 nt
Organism: Carcharodon carcharias (great white shark)
Lineage: Eukaryota; Metazoa; Chordata; Chondrichthyes; Lamniformes; Lamnidae
Product: prokineticin receptor 2-like
Exons: 3
Coding region: 412-1581 (389 amino acids)
Biological process (GO): neuropeptide signaling pathway
Cellular component (GO): membrane
Molecular function (GO): neuropeptide Y receptor activity
Source: RefSeq, a predicted model, not a curated record